AUGUUCCGCGCAGAGCACAUAGAUGUUGUGCCUGCUCUUGUGGGGAGUGGAGAGUUCGACGCGCUCCUUACUCAAGGACAAACCGUGUCAGUCGCGCAGUCGCCAUUGAACAAUUCAUUGGCUUUGUUCGUCGCGCCGGCAAAGAAUGAACCCUCCCCCAGAUCCUCGGAAGAACAGCCUAUCUAUUUUGCCAAUGUGGAUAAACCGCCUUCGUCAGAGCGCCGCCUGUUCAUCACAGACACCCUUGUCAUAUUCUCCGCCUUCCGUAAAUUCAUCAACAAUGCCAAAGGACGCUCACCCGAGUGGCUACAGAGCGACGAAACUUUGUCAGUCCUUCGAAAACUUGCGAUUGACUAUGUCACGUUCAUUCGAGAAUGUUGGGUUCAUGCUUCGCAACCAAUCACAAGGCCGGAGGGUGCUCUUCAACUAUCGAGUGACCACUACAGAAGCCUCUACACCUGCUUCUCACUCUUUGUGGUCCUGUACCUUCCAGAACCUGGAUACGAACAAGCUCCAGUGGGAGACGACCUCAUGGAGUGGCUGAAUACACAUUUCAUCGAACCUUCAACCGAAGAAGGCGACCAUUUGAGUGCCCUGGACAAACCCUGGGCAGACGAAACGUUUUGGCCUUAUCUGACGCGAGCGGUCUUACGCGGUCUAACGAAGGCUUCCUCAUUCUUUUUGGACAUCCUGUCGAAUCACCCAUCCGAAGAACUGGUGCCUAUAGCCGAGAUCCUGAUUCCGAUCAUUCAGUCUCAACCACGCCUGCAAAACUUCAAUACCGAGCGAGACUUUGCCACGGCUCAUAGACGGUGGAAAGACAAAGUCAAGGCUUUGCGAGUGGAUUUGGACCGCGUUCCUGAAGACAAGCGGUUUGACGAGUUUGAAAACUGGUGGGACCGCCUAAGCGAUAUCGUUGGUGUUCUGGAGGGUCGGUCGGAUACCUUGAAACGCGUUUGCGAUGAUUUGGGUGCCGAUUGGAAGGAGGUUUGCGUUGCUUGGGGGAUCUUUGUCGAUCCGAGACUCCGACGCCAGGAUCUACCAGACGUUGCUGCUGAUGUUCUGGCAGACCUUCCCCCGGAUCCCACUAGCCUCGAGGAUAACAUCCACGCGGCUUUGUUUGGUGCGCGAGUGGGUGAAGCACUCGAGCACGCUUUCGAUCUGGACCCGUGGCUUUCCGCCCAUAUGAGCGAUCUAAUGGAGCCUCUCUCUUUACUGGAUAACACCCUGGAAGAAGAUUCCGAUCUUUCCCAGAGAGAUUUUUAUAUUCUUUCGUACGCAGAGUAUCUCCAGUCGGACCCUGCUCUAUGGCGGAUCACCAUCGACUAUAUGUAUUCCUGCGGAGAAAUAGGCAAGCGCCAUGGAGAUGAAGUGCUCCUUCAUGUUCCACUUAGACUUCACGAACAGUCUGUCAACUCGGGGACUGCAGAGAGGAUACGUGCUGGGGACGUUGUAGGGACGCUAAAAGAUGUGAACGAAUCGUGUAUGCAGUUCCGACGAGAAGCAGUUCGACGAACCGUGUGCAAGAUUGCCGCUCAAACCUUCAUUCAAGAAAGAAAUUAUGGUUUGGCCGCCUCCUAUUGCACGUCUGCGGAAAAUUGGACCGGGUUGGGUCGAAUAGUAGAUCAUGUGUUGGAAGAAUAUGUCAAACAUGGAACGGGUCCUUUCCUAGAGCACGCCUCAGCCAUUGCACCCAUUAUACAGGCUCUUGGGAAUAGGCCAGAGGUGAACGGGGUCUUUUACCAUCGCAUGGUCUUCGCGGUGCGAUACGCACAGCUCCAUGAGCUUCUGACGCGCCAGGAUUUUGUUGACGCGGCAGCAGCUCUGGUGGCUAUCUUCUAUGAAGAACUUGCGCCUAGCUCUUGGUGGGCAUUGGUACUCUGCGACUCUGUUGAACUUCUCGAACACGAAGCUAAGCUCUUGUUCACUUCUUCACAAGCUUCUCUCUUGUUGAGAAGACUUGAAGACGUCGUGACCAAGUCUUCGCAAGGGGGAUCUUCAGAGUAUUUGUCACUGCUUUCUCGGACUAUAAACGGGGACGAAGAAGCUGCAUUUCGGCAUUUGCGAACUGUUCGGCUUGCUCUGGCUCGUUAUUUCGCUCGGUGCACGGUUCUGAACGCCUAAACUGGCUCGGUGUUUGGUUGAUAGCUGGAAGUGCCUCAGAAACCUUGGAAAGUUUGAGCGCUUAUCGGCCACGUCAGUUGUUCUGUGAAUGAUCAUUGUAUUCCAACUGCUCGAAUCUGACGAACUUGAUU
Coprinopsis cinerea okayama7#130 is the source of this 2255-nucleotide messenger RNA. RefSeq lists its product as hypothetical. Gene Ontology annotation, cellular component: nuclear pore outer ring. Gene Ontology annotation, molecular function: structural constituent of nuclear pore. The record is from RefSeq and is a predicted model, not a curated record. The transcript is spliced from 12 exons. The coding region runs from base 1 to 2124 and encodes 707 amino acids. NCBI's taxonomy places the organism in Eukaryota, Fungi, Basidiomycota, Agaricomycetes, Agaricales, Psathyrellaceae. Gene Ontology annotation, biological process: positive regulation of DNA-templated transcription; protein import into nucleus; mRNA export from nucleus.